Molecule: messenger RNA, 762 nt
Organism: Fusarium musae
Lineage: Eukaryota; Fungi; Ascomycota; Sordariomycetes; Hypocreales; Nectriaceae
Exons: 1
Coding region: 1-762 (253 amino acids)
Source: RefSeq, a predicted model, not a curated record
AUGUCUCACGCCGAAAAAACGCAAUACAAUUCGUUCGCGCCCAAGUAUGCUUCUGUGGAGGAGUUGCCCUGCUCGAAACUGGAGGGGCAGCUUGUGAUUAAUGCUCUGGGGGAUUGUACAGGCUUGAAAGUGCUGGAUCUUGGCGGUGGAAGUGGACUUCAUGCGAGAAGGGCGAUUGAUGCUGGAGCGAGUGUUGUUGAUGUUGUUGAUAUUUCACCGGAGAUGAUGAAAGCGGGUGAGGACAUUGAGAAGAGUCUCGGACGAAAGGAUCGCAUUCGUUGGUUCGAGGCUGAUGUCACCAAACCCGUCACGGAGCAGGUCAAGUUGGAGGAGGGUUACGAUAUCGUCAUGGCCAAUUGGGUUUUUGACCAUGCUACAUCUGUUUCAGAGCUGAGAAGCAUGUAUGAGAAUGUUGUCAAGAAUCUCAAGCCUGGUGGAAAGUUCAUUGGCGUGAGGUCAAAGAGCAUUCGAGCCGAGUACAUGAGCCACGGCAAAUACGGUGUCACCUUUACCGAUGUCACUGAGAUCCCGGGUGGAUUGAGAUACAAUGUUAAUUGUGUCACCGAGCCUCCAUUUUCAUUUGAAGCUACUUCAAUGGAAUCGACUUUCUCGCUCUCUGAUGACAUUGGAAAAGACCUGGGGUUGAUUGACAUAUAUGUUGCCUCUGCCGAAGAGACGGAGCUUGUCAAGAACGAUCGCGAGUUCUGGGAGGAUUAUCUUAAGGACCCCAACUUUGUCGUUGUAGUGGCGAAGAAAGCAUGA